GCAAUGAACUGAUGUGCGACUGCAAACUGGCAUGGAUGUGGGGUAUGAGGAACGAGACGAAGAACACGAACCUGCGGCUCGCCCUGGAGAAGCUCACUUGCUUCCUGGAGAGCAAUAACGCAUCGCAGAAGAUCAACAGCGCGGACCUCGAAAGGAACGAGGCUCUCGAGAUUGCACGAAAUCCAAGGGAAUAUUUCGCCGAGAACUUCAGAACCGGCAACAUGGAGGACGCCGGCGCUUUUCCUUUCAUGGGCGACGAGGACGAGGGCGAGGACGAACACGAAGAUUUCUCCUCGAAUUCCGAUUUCCAGUCGAAGACCAUGCUGAUAGAAGGCAAAUGGAUGCAGGAGAGGAAGCUGUUCGACCUGAAAAUCGAGGAGCUGCCCUGCCGGAAGUCCUCCAGGGAGGACCUAAUGGCGUCGGAGCAGCCGUCGAGCCGCCACGAGAACGCCCGGGUCGGAUGGUCCGGUUCCUUCUGGUCAUCCUCGUCCAACUCGAUCCAGCCUGGGCUGUCGAUUCUGGUGUACUGGGCGGUGCUCCUGCUGUCGGAGCUCUUCACGUAGAAGCGGCGCCGGAGCCCGGUCGACCCACUAAGCAGAUCAGAAGGAUGGCCCAUGGACGAGAACAAGGACAAGGACGAGGACGGGGGGGAGGACGAGGACGAGGACGAGGGAACGGUUCCCGGUAUCCGAAAACGCGAGCACAAUUGAACCGGACCGGCGCACGUGUGUAUGUGUGUGUAUGUGCGUGUCUGCGUGCACGAUGAUAGCACCUUCGCGCGUGUCUGGCGCGCGCGAUCGCGAGCGUGUGCGCGCCGUUGCGUGCGUUCCGAGCCGGAAAACGGCCGAUCGAUCCGCCGAGGGAUUUCCGGCGCGUCCCCGCGCGUCCGCGAGCCGCGGGAAGGUAAAUAAAUAAGAUAAGAAGAAGAUCCGGCGAACGAACGGCGGCCGAUCGUUUUCGGCCGCCUCGCCUCUCCCGCGGAGAAUCGCAAUAGUCGAAGGAUUAUGAUCGCGAUCGAGCGCGAGCACGCGCCCUGGCAUCCGCCGAAGCCAUCCGCGCCGAAAAACCGGCGGAUUGGGCCUCAGGGCGCGGCGGAGGGGAGGAGCGAGGCGAGCCUCGGCGGCCGGCGAGGCGCACUUCGGGCGAAGACUGCGGCGAUGCGGACGGAUGUCGCGGUCUCCCAGGGAUGAGGACGCCUCGGAUGCGCGUGUCUGUGUGUCGGGUGUGUGCGCGGGGGUCCAAGAAUGUGUAGGGAUCCAUGUAUCCUCCUCGAGAUCGAUGAUCCUUCGCGGGAUCGAGGAAAUGGCCGGCGACGCGAGCUCGCGACCGCGAAGCGAUCAUAACUCGAACGCGCGACGAGAAGCGAUACGCUGCCGGAUAUCGAGCCGGGCCGGGUUUAUCGAUGAUUCAGACGUCAUCUGGACAUCCUGAAUUCUCCAAAUUUUGUUGAAAUCUGCGAUCGUCGUCGCUGCACGUGAAUACAUCGCUCGCGCGCCGCGUCCAAGACGGCGCUUCUCGUCGACGAUUCGCGCGACCUUCCCUCCGGAACCCUCCCCCCUCCCGGACCCUCCGCCUAACCCGAUCGUUUCCUAUACUAUAUUGUACAGGAACGUUUCUAGAUGUGGUCUCCGUUUGUAUUUCGAAGAUAGGACGUUUCCGUGUCCGUCGGCGUCGCGGCGAAGCGGAUCCGUAAUCAUCGUGGACGAUCGGAUCGCCGAGCUUCGCGUCGGAAACGCUCGGAAUCUCGACCAGAUCGCGUCCACGCCCGAAUCUAUCGGUUUCUAGGGAUCGUUCGCGGAGCGUAUAAUGUGUGUGCACGAGAGUGCGUACAUGUGUGCGCCCGCGCACGCGGUGCACGCGCGGUUCUCCGCGAGUUCGCGGCGAUUUUUCGACGCGCUUCGACGCUCUUUCCGGGCCUCCCGGGAGCAAAGUUCCGCCGUUUAGGACCGAUCCGAAGUCGGAAGACGAUUCCGCGAGAUGCUCGGACAACUCCGAGCGCAAUCGCGCCGCCUUCAUCGGCGCCCAGAGCUCGUGGAUCGCCGAACUUCUCUUCUCGCGCUCGCCGAACACAGCUGACCGCGACGCGCCGCGGUUAUUCCCCGUUUUUUUCAGUAUUUUUCGCGCUCCCGGAAACUUCGCUUGCUUUUCGCGUUCGGCGAUUCGUGUUUCGCCGGUUUUUCAUUUGUUUAGUCGGCGGCGCAGAAGCGGAAAUCGCAGAAUCGUUUAACGUUGUCGCGCGCAAACGCGCGGCCGCGAGCAGCCGCCGACGAUAUCGCGCGUUCAAACCGCGGACGUUCGUACGAUUUUCAAUGUUCUUUUGCUUUUUAUCGAUGCCUCGCCCCGGCGAUUCCUUCCAUUUCGUUUGAUUCGUUGCUCUGUGCCGUGGUUAAAUUGUCGCGCGAAGGAUCGCGCGCGUUUCGGCCGAGUUCGCGAGGCGAUCGCUGCGAUUUUGUUCGCGUAAUUUGCCUUGCUCGGCACUUCUUUGGACUUGAUCAGCUUGCUGAUAGGAUCAUUUUUGUUUGUUGUUCGGCAUCGUUUAGGUCCAUUCGGCGUUUCGAUGGCGGAGCGAUGAAAUUUCGCUUUUUUAGGCGAAAUUUAGGCGAAACGAACGACGUCGAUGUUUUUAAUAGCUCGCGUUUUCUUUACUCGUUGUUACAUUGCAAGCUGCUGCUGGAAACGGAAACAUAAAUUUUAAUUUAUGCAAUUUGAUCGACGAUCUAAAAAUAGAGGACAAUCGUACGAGGAAAGGAUAGGUUCAAUAAUUAAUCGUUUGCGGGAAUUGUGCGGGAACAAAAAAUUUUACCGCGGUGUUUUUUCGCAUUUAACAAUUAACGCUUGAACUGUGGAUCAAGAUAUGCAAAUAGUUAAAUUAAAAUCAAUUUAAAAUUUCACGUGUUUCGUCGGGGUUUAUAAUACAACCUUGAACUUUUGUGAACUUUUUCUGUCAACUUCUUGGACUCGAAAUUUCUAUUAAAGAAAAAUUUCUAUUAAAAAUCUUGUUUAUUGAAAUUGAAUAAAGAAGAUUAUAAAAACAAUUGCUUGGAAUGUCUUGAAAUAAAACAUCAGAAAUUAUAUAUUAUUAUUAUUGUAAUAAUAUUAUUAAUAAUAAUGUAUCUAUUAAAGCAUAUGCUUAAAUA
Messenger RNA from Megalopta genalis, 3137 nucleotides. NCBI's taxonomy places the organism in Eukaryota, Metazoa, Arthropoda, Insecta, Hymenoptera, Halictidae. The record is from RefSeq and is a predicted model, not a curated record.